AUGUCUCAAUUCCGUGCGAAGCGGCUGGACAUUUCCGGUUUUAUCACAUCCAAGGUGAUCCGCGACCAUACAAAGCGGAAAGUCUUCAAAGAAUUUGAACCCGAAAGACAAGCUCUCCGCUAUCUUGUCCGGAAUACCUCUCUUCCUAUGCGUGUCCGCGCCCAAGCACAACUCCAACUCUCACAAAUGCACUGCUAUACUCGACCGACGCAAAUCAAAAACCGAUGUAUUGCUGGUGGAAUAGCGAGGGCAGUAUUUAGGGAUUUCAAACUGGCGAGAUAUCAAUUCAGAGAACAAGCGCUAGCGGGAGAACUUCCGGGAGUCAAAAAGGCAAGCUGGUGA
Messenger RNA from Coccidioides posadasii C735 delta SOWgp, 342 nucleotides. It is a transcript of the gene MRP2, whose product is annotated as mitochondrial 37S ribosomal protein uS14m. Gene Ontology annotation, cellular component: mitochondrial small ribosomal subunit; ribosome. Lineage: Eukaryota; Fungi; Ascomycota; Eurotiomycetes; Onygenales; Onygenaceae. Gene Ontology annotation, molecular function: structural constituent of ribosome. The record is from RefSeq and is a predicted model, not a curated record. Gene Ontology annotation, biological process: translation.